This is a messenger RNA of Cryptococcus amylolentus CBS 6039, 1443 nucleotides long. RefSeq names its product 4-aminobutyrate transaminase. The record is from RefSeq and is a predicted model, not a curated record. The transcript has 4 exons. Gene Ontology annotation, molecular function: pyridoxal phosphate binding; transaminase activity; identical protein binding. Bases 1 to 1443 code for a protein of 480 amino acids. NCBI's taxonomy places the organism in Eukaryota, Fungi, Basidiomycota, Tremellomycetes, Tremellales, Cryptococcaceae.
AUGUCUCUCAGAACCGCCCUCUCCCGCUCCUUCCGCCCUUCGACCCUCGCCGCCAGGUCUUUCGCCUCCUCCGCUAUCAACAUGUCUGGAUCUGUCCGCACCGCCGCCCAAUGGUCUGACUUUGGCCGUGACCACGUCUCUCACGGUCUUGGCCGUAUGAAGGACCAUGUCAUCGUCAAGGGUGAAGGUCUCCACCUCAUCACCGCCGAUGGCAAGAAGCUCCUCGACUUUACUGCCGGUAUCGGAGUGACCAACCUUGGCCACUGCCACCCCGCUGUCAGCAAGGCCGCCGCCGAGCAGGUCAACAAUCUCGUCCACCUCCAGUGCUCCAUCGGCUUCCACGGCCCCUACCUCGAGCUCAUCGAGAAGCUCCUCCCCGUCAUGCCCCACCCCUCUCUCGACCAGUUCUUCUUCUGGAACUCUGGUUCCGAGGCUAUCGAGGCCGCCAUCAAGCUCACCAGGAAGGCCACCGGCAGGCAGAACUUGAUCGUCUUCCAGGGUGCUUACCACGGAAGGACCAUGGGUUCCGGUGCGAUGACUAGGUCUAAGCCUAUCUACACCCAGGGUACUGGACCUUUGAUGCCCGGUGUGCUCGCUACUCCCUACCCCUACUGGCACUCUCUCGGCCUGCCUCCCUCUGCUACCGAGGAAGAGGUCGUCCGAGCCGCCGAGUUCCAGCUCGAGCUCCUUCUCCGUCAACAGGUCAACCCCACCGACGUUGCCGCCAUCUUCAUCGAGCCCGUCCAGGGUGAGGGUGGUUACGUCCCCUGCCCCCCUGCCUUCUUGAAGCACCUCCGAAAGGUCUGCGACAAGCACGGCAUCCUCCUCGUCGUCGACGAAGUGCAAACUGGUUUCUUCCGAACCGGCAAGUACUUUGCCGUCUCCGACAUUCCCGAGUUCAAGCCCGACGUGCUCGUCUUUGCCAAGGGUAUCGCCAAUGGUUUCCCCAUCUCUGGUAUCGCCUCCACCAAGGAGCUCAUGGGUACCCUUGAUGUCGGAUCUAUGGGUGGUACCUAUGCUGGUAAUGCCGUCGCUUGUGCUGCCGGUGUCGCCGCCCAGGAAGUCUACGCCUCCGGCGAGAUCGAGAAGAACGUCGCUGCCCGUUCCGAGCAGCUCUUUGCCGCUUUGAACAAGCUCGCCCAGGGAGAGAAGACCAAGGCCCUCAUCGCCGAUGUGCGAGGUGUUGGUCUCAUGACUGCUAUCGAGUUCCGAACUGCUUCCGACGCUCUUACCCACGAGGGCUUGCCCGCUGGUACCAAGAUCCCCAAGGACAUUGGCAAGAGGGUGCAGGCGUACUGCUUGGAGAAGGACUUGCUGGUGCUCACCACCUCGUGCUUUGACACCAUCCGGUUCAUCCCUGCUUUGGUCGUCACCGAGGAGCAGAUGAAGGAAGCUAUGGACAUCUUCACCGAGGCUGUUGAGAAGGUUGCCCUCGAGGGAUAG